This is a messenger RNA of Cutaneotrichosporon oleaginosum, 2872 nucleotides long. RefSeq lists its product as uncharacterized. The record is from RefSeq and is a predicted model, not a curated record. Gene Ontology annotation, cellular component: membrane. Gene Ontology annotation, biological process: phosphatidylinositol dephosphorylation. Gene Ontology annotation, molecular function: phosphatidylinositol-3-phosphate phosphatase activity. NCBI's taxonomy places the organism in Eukaryota, Fungi, Basidiomycota, Tremellomycetes, Trichosporonales, Trichosporonaceae.
GGCCAUUCUCAACGCGUCUCAUAUUCUUUACUCCUGCGUCAGCUCUCUCAGCAAGCAUGGACGGCCUUCGCGUCGCAAAGGUCGAGAACGUCGUCCUGGAGGGCACGGCACGCUCGCCGCCGCAUGCUCGCCUCCGCGUCGAGGGCACGCUUCACCUCACUCCCCACCACCUCUUCUUCUCGCCAGCGUCGCAGGACGGGGUCAACAUCGAGAAGCCGCGUGCGACGGCCACCGACGGGGAGAUCUGGAUUCCGUACCCCACCAUCAACGUGCUGCAGCGUCUACCACAGAGCGCCGCAGGCAAAUAUCCUCUGCUCGUGGGCACCAAGACGUUUGACACGUACACGCUAUUGUUCGAGAAGUGGGGCGAGGGCGGCGCUGAGGAUGUGUGGGCCAGCGUACGCGACUGCGCCGUCACCCAAUCCGUUGAACAGCUGUACGCUUUCUUCUACACUCUUCCACGCUCGCCGCUGGCCAGUACAAGUUCGCUUCCCGCUUCGAGUCCAUCCCCAGCCUCCCUCGCCCCAGUCCCUUCCCCCCUUUCCCCCAACCCGCUACUGCCACCGUCAUUAUCUGCCGAUGCACCGUCGCCGGGUGCUGUCUCUGGCACAUCCAAGACCGCCGCAACCGGGUGGGGCGUGUACAACCCGCGCACGGAGUUUGCUCGGCAGGGCGUAGGCUCGCGCACGCGCGCGUGGCGCUUCACGGACAUCAAUCGCGACUACAGCUUUUCGCCGACGUACCCCGCUAAGCUCGUUGUUCCGACACGCAUCAGUGACUCGGUACUAGCGUACGCGGCAAAGUACAGGAGCAAAGCGCGCAUUCCCGCUCUCUCAUACUUGCACUGGGCGAACCAAGCGAGCAUCACCCGCUCGUCCCAGCCGAUGGUGGGGCUCAAGGGUAACCGGUCCGCACAAGACGAGCGCCUGGUCGAGUGUAUUUUUACCAGCCACCAGUCGCCCGAGAGCGCCGGCUCGUCACAGAUCACACCAUCCGCAAGCAGCUCAAACCUCGCUGCCCUCCCCGCGGCGCAGGUGUAUGGUGCGACGUGCACGAACCUUAUCAUUGACGCACGCCCCACGACUAACGCCAUGGCCAACGUAGCCAAAGGUGCCGGCUCCGAGAACAUGGACCACUACAGGUGGGCCGAGAAGGCAUAUCUCGGCAUCGACAACAUCCACGUCAUGCGAAACAGUCUCAAGACGGUGGUUGAGACGCUCGCUGAGGCGAGCGCCGGUGGCAUGCCUGUUGAUCGCGAGCGACUGCGCAAGUCAGGUUGGCUUAAGCAUCUGACUGCCAUCCUUGAUGGGAGCGUUAUGAUUGUCAAGAACAUCCACAUCAACUCGUCGCAUGUGCUCAUUCACUGCUCAGACGGCUGGGAUCGCACCUCGCAGUUGAGCGCGGUUGCGCAGCUCUGCCUCGACCCCUACUAUCGCACUCUGGACGGCUUCCGGGUGUUGGUGGAGAAGGAUUGGCUGUCCUUCGGUCACAUGUUCAUGCACCGCUCGGGGCAUCUGUCCUCUUCAAAGCUCUUCACAGCGACGCCAGACAACAUCGACGCAAUGGACGAUGAGAGCGACGAUGACUUCGGGAUCGCCGUUAAAGGGGCGCAGGCCUUUUUCGCGUCCAUGUCCAAGCAGUUCACCUCGUCAUCUCAUCUGAAGGAGAUCUCGCCCGUCUUCCAUCAAUUCCUGGACUGCGUCCGUCAGAUCCAGCGUCAGUUCCCCGAACGGUUUGAGUUCAACGAGGACUACCUCCUUGACCUGCAUUAUAACCUGUACGCCUGCCAAUUUGGCACAUUCCUUUUCGACAAUGAGCGGCAGCGCCGCGUUGCCGUCUCCGGCAAACCGUACGUGGAGCGUACGGUGUCGGCAUGGGAGUGGUUCGACCUGCCAGCCCAGCGCGCUUCCUACCUCAACGCGGAUUACAAGCCGGAGCUGGACGACCGCUCUGCUCGGGGUCCAGAUGCCGACAUGGGUGUACUGCACCCCGACCCGCGCGAUGUGCGCUUCUGGCAUCGUCUUUUCAAACGUGCCGAUGAGGAGAUGAACAUGUCCGAGGCCUUUCGCGAGCCGCAACCGCCCGAAGCACUUCUCGUGGCGCCGUCUAGCGCGGCCGACCCGCGUCCGAACGUUAGGGUAGCUCCGCGAGACGCGGCCGCAGCGCAUGUGCCGCCUCCAAUUCUGCCGUACGCGCCGCGCGUGGUUUCCACGCCAAAGCGACCGGAGCCGAUCCGCGCGUCCUCUAGCACCGGCUCCCAGACCACGAUGCCGCGCGGAAAAUGGAGCUGGAACUCGGUGGGCUCAGGUGCCCUCAGUGCGUUCAACACCAUCCGUUCAAGCGCAACGGACGCCUACACCCAUCUUCGCGAGCGCACGGACGAGGAAUCGCCUCAAAGAGAGCUGGGUAGUUUUGAGCCAGGCACGGGCAUCGGCGAGGCGCGCACGGUGCGCGGGCCGCUCGAAGCCAACCCCUGGGACGACGAUGUUGCGGUGCGAACGACAGCGACAUCGGCGCUAGUCCCAGAAGUAGCGCCGAUCAGCGGCGGCCUCGUUGGCGAGGGUGUGGGUGUGGCUCGUGUGCGGACGAGGGAAGAGGUGAGGAAUGGCCUACCGGCCAGUCAGUCAAAGCCGGCGCGAAGCACGACUGCUGAGCUCGCCGUCAACCCCUGGAGCGACAUACCACGGCAGAGUCUUGCGGACCUGACUCUCGCCGAGGCCGCCUCCGCGUUGCGUGGGGAGAAGGAGGUGAAAGGUACAGUGGUUAAUGAGGCGCCGAAGCCGGAUGUCGCAUCGGCGCCUCGUGGGAGUCACGCGUGGGAUCCGCUGGGCGCGACAUAGAUAGCAUUGCAUAUGUGUACAAUAUCUUAGCC